This is a messenger RNA of Zophobas morio, 1041 nucleotides long. RefSeq lists its product as uncharacterized. The coding region runs from base 1 to 1041 and encodes 346 amino acids. NCBI's taxonomy places the organism in Eukaryota, Metazoa, Arthropoda, Insecta, Coleoptera, Tenebrionidae. The record is from RefSeq and is a predicted model, not a curated record. Gene Ontology annotation, biological process: triglyceride catabolic process; lipid homeostasis. Gene Ontology annotation, cellular component: cytoplasm; lipid droplet; membrane. Gene Ontology annotation, molecular function: triacylglycerol lipase activity. The transcript is spliced from 4 exons.
AUGAUAAGGGCCGUAGUGCUGUCGGGAUCGGGAUGGUUGUUUCCUUGGCACGUAGGCGUUGUUUCGGCUCUUGCAAAGGAAGGCCUUCUUAAAAAAGAAAUUAUUUCUUAUCGCAAAGAUAUAACCGGAAAUAGUACCGCAACUGCAAAUACUCGCUUUUAUGGUACGUCUGGAGGGAGUGUAGUAGCCUCUGGAUUUGUUUUUGGACUGAGCGGAGAAGAGAUAAUGGAACUUGGUAUAGAAGUAGCUAGAAUGACGCGUCAACAUGGAUUAUUGGGAAACUUGGAUAGACUUAUCAAAGAGAUCGUAAAGAAAAAAGUUGCCUCUAGACAAGUUGGGGUAAACCCUCGGAACUUUAAAGAUCUUUUUAUAUGCGUGACUUCGCUUACUUCGAAAAACAAUAAGCCCGAAGAACCUUCUAGUUGGUUUGGUAAUCUAGCUUGCUACAAUAGAAAACCUUUAUUUAUUUAUAACAACCUCUCAAAAUCGAUCUUUUUUCGUAUUUCACAACUUUUUAAAAGACCUGAUUUGCUCAAUGAUUUUAAGAGCGAAGAAGAUGUUUUGGAUGCCUGCAUUUGUUCUUCUUUUAUCCCCUAUUACACUGGAAAAAAGUUAUAUAAGGAGUAUAAAGGCAGUAUGUACGUUGAUGGCGGGUUGUUUUACUCUAUCAUUCCUCCCUUUGAAGAAAAAGAAAUUGAAUUCCUGAAAACUAGUAAUUCGAACUUUUCUUUGUUUCAAGUCGAGUCUUUUAACGAAUCACACGUCGCUCUGCCGAAUAAUUUUACUUGCCCCAGUAAAGAUAUUAUUAUCUCCUGCCCUCUUCCACUAUUAGCCAGAAAAGCGGCGAAGAGGGCCCAACUUUGCAAAGAGUUGGACAUUCACAUAAUAACUCCUCCGCGUUGCUUUUCCCUUUUCCAGUUGCUUCGAUAUACUCUUGUUCCAGGGCCUGAGACUUUUUUACGUAAUUUAGAGAUUGCAGGAAAAAACGCAGCCCGUCUGUGGAUGUUAAAUAAAGAAAACUCAAGUAACUCGUACUUGUAA